AUACAUGUGUUUCUGUGUCUGGGUUACUCCUGUCUCAAAGUCCAUUUCUCUCUUUACACAUAUCAUAUGGAAGCAAAGAUCCGAAAAGGGAUGAGAGAUUAUUCCACACUCUCUACGAUUUGCUUACAAUAUUAGGGAAAUAAAAUUAAAAGGAAAAAUAAAUAAACACCCAGUUCUUAAAUUUCAUCUUCUUUUUUAUCUUGGAAAAUCUCUUGAGUGGGGGAGAAAAAGAGUGAGUGAAAGAUGUUUUUGAUGGGGUUAAGCAUGCAGUCGUUGAUGGAUUUGAUGCUCGCUGGGAUUUCUCUGAUGAUUGGGUUGGGGAUUUUUGCUUUCAUUGCUUCAAUUCUUUGCUCUGCUGCUUUCUUGCACCAUGCUAAAUAUGUCGCUUGAUUUUAAUAUUUCAAUGCACAGGUGCCAAAAGUGGUAAAAGAAGUUGCCAUUUCGUUGGUCAAACGUUUCAUUUUGCAGUAGUUGCAGUACUAGAUGGGUUGAAUUCUGAGUCUUUUUAGAUAUCUAGUUUGAGAAUGUAUGAACUCUCCUAUAUUAAAAAAUAAUAGCUUCUGUAAUGAACCGUACUAUUGUUUAAAUAUUGAGAUCGGAGGCAAUUUUCUCAUAA
Molecule: messenger RNA, 616 nt
Organism: Gossypium raimondii (Peruvian cotton)
Lineage: Eukaryota; Viridiplantae; Streptophyta; Magnoliopsida; Malvales; Malvaceae
Exons: 2
Coding region: 244-390 (48 amino acids)
Source: RefSeq, a predicted model, not a curated record